UGGCAGUAGUUCAUGUGCGACUGUCAGAAACCUUUCCAUCCGCGCCGAGCGCAAAGAUUACUAGACAUCUGAAGCAGACCGUGAUUCUGGAGGGACUCGCGCUGCAGCUUCUCCAGAGACUCAAUCUAGAGUUCAUCUAAAACCUUCGCUGGAGUUUGGGGAGGAUCUUUACAAAAUGCCACGUUCAUUUCUUGUCAAGAAAUAUUUCUCCAACAAGAAGCCAAACUACAGUGAACUGGAGAGUCAGACUGACCAGCGCUAUGCUGUCUUCCCACAAUGCUUCCCUCUGGAUGACUUCCCCACCAGAGAAGGCGAUUCUGUGGUGCCCAACUAUCCCUCCAUGCUCGUGUGGACCGCCAGUGCCUUACCCCUUUCCUUCACAGCGGAGUCACCCAGCAUCCCCUCUCCUCCUGGGCCUCUGGACCUGAGCUCUCAGUCCAGCUCCAGCAGCAGCGGAGAGGAGGACGACUGCCGUACAUCUGAUCCCCCCAGCCCAGACCCCACGGACCGCUUCCAGUGCGCCCACUGCGGCAAGACCUGCAGCAGCCCGGCCGCGCUUUCUCGCCAUCAGCUCACGCACUGCACCGCCAGCCCGCAGACUGUCAUUACCGCUGCAGGAGCCGCCAGCACAAGCACCAGAGCCGCCUUCCACUGCAAGCACUGUCCCAAAGAGUACAACAGUCUGGGUGCGCUCAAGAUGCACAUCCGCUCGCACACGCUCCCCUGUGUGUGCACCACGUGUGGAAAGGCCUUCUCCAGACCCUGGUUACUGCGAGGACACAUCCGUACACAUACCGGUGAACGUCCUUUCUCAUGCCCCCACUGUAACCGUGCUUUUGCGGACCGCUCGAACCUGCGCGCUCACCUGCAGACCCACUCCGAAGUGAAGAAGUAUCAGUGUGGAACGUGCUCUCGUACCUUCAGCCGCAUGUCCCUCCUGCACAAACACACCCUCUCCGGCUGCUGUCUGUCUGCCUAGAGGACAAGACAGAUGCUUGCCAUCUCUCGGCAUUGAGCUGGGACGGGUUUAAGCCAUAAGUGAAUGUUUGGACUCAUAGAGAAUGUACUGAUGCCGUUUUUGAAGCACAAAGUGCCUUAUCUUUGCUUCCACAAGCCAAAGGAGAGAUGCUAUUUUUCUUCCAGUGUUAGUCUUACACACGUUCACACACACCUUGUCUACAGUAACGGCCUGUUAAAUGUAGACUGCAGAUUUUUGUCGUGGGAAGGGGGCCCACAGACUGG
Sinocyclocheilus rhinocerous is the source of this 1242-nucleotide messenger RNA. It is a transcript of the gene snai1b, whose product is annotated as snail family zinc finger 1b. The coding region runs from base 176 to 979 and encodes 267 amino acids. Lineage: Eukaryota; Metazoa; Chordata; Actinopteri; Cypriniformes; Cyprinidae. Gene Ontology annotation, biological process: regulation of DNA-templated transcription. The record is from RefSeq and is a predicted model, not a curated record. Gene Ontology annotation, molecular function: DNA-binding transcription factor activity, RNA polymerase II-specific; RNA polymerase II cis-regulatory region sequence-specific DNA binding. The transcript has 3 exons.